This is a messenger RNA of Octopus sinensis (East Asian common octopus), 1862 nucleotides long. Its product is annotated as tubulin alpha-1B chain. Lineage: Eukaryota; Metazoa; Mollusca; Cephalopoda; Octopoda; Octopodidae. Gene Ontology annotation, biological process: mitotic cell cycle; microtubule cytoskeleton organization. Gene Ontology annotation, molecular function: GTP binding; structural constituent of cytoskeleton. The coding region runs from base 252 to 1604 and encodes 450 amino acids. Gene Ontology annotation, cellular component: cytoplasm; microtubule. The record is from RefSeq and is a predicted model, not a curated record. The transcript is spliced from 3 exons.
ACCGGUAUAAAACUCUUGCACUGUACCGGCUCGCACAGUCUGCAUCUCUCUCACAUAAAGAUUACAUUGUUGUCUGCGUGAGGCUUAAGGACAUUUGCGAGAACUAUUUAGAAUAUAAAACCAAGAAAAACAAGUUAUAAAUAUAUAUAUAUAUAUAUAUAUACAUACACAUAUAAUAUAAAUAUAUAUUUAUUUAUUCAUUUAUUCAUUCGUAAUAUUACGUAAACAGUGAAGUCAUCUUUUACAUCAUCAUGAGGGAAUGUAUCAGUAUCCACGUUGGACAAGCAGGUGUACAAAUUGGCAAUGCCUGUUGGGAACUCUACUGUCUUGAACACAAAAUUCAACCUGAUGGUCAAGUACCUUCAGAUAAGAAAUCGAGGAGAGAUGAUUCGUUUAGUACUUUCUUCAGUGAAACUGGAGCUGGGAAGCAUGUCCCCAGAGCGGUCUUUGUUGAUCUGGAACCAACUGUUGUCGAUGAAGUCCGCACUGGUAUGUAUCGACAGCUUUUCCAUCCCGAACAGCUAAUCACCGGCAAAGAAGAUGCAGCAAAUAACUACGCACGUGGUCAUUAUACCAUUGGCAAGGAGAUAAUCGACCUAGUACUAGAUCGAAUCCGGAAGUUAUCUGAUCAGUGCACAGGGCUUCAAGGGUUCUUAGUUUUCCACAGUUUUGGUGGAGGUACUGGAUCCGGUUUUUCUUCCCUGUUGAUGGAACGCCUUAGUGUAGAUUAUGGGAAAAAGUCCAAGCUUGAGUUCUCAGUCUACCCAGCACCACAAAUUUCAACUGCCGUUGUUGAACCAUAUAACUCCAUCUUAACAACGCAUACUACUCUGGAACACUCUGACUGCGCUUUCAUGGUUGAUAAUGAAGCUAUUUAUGAUAUUUGCCGUAGAAACCUGGAUAUAGAAAGACCUAGUUAUACAAAUCUCAACCGUCUAAUCGCUCAGAUUGUCAGUUCAAUCACUGCCUCUCUACGUUUUGAUGGGGCUCUUAAUGUAGAUUUGACUGAGUUUCAAACUAACUUGGUUCCUUAUCCUAGAAUUCAUUUCCCGCUCGCAACUUAUGCUCCGGUUAUUUCAGCCGAAAAAGCCUAUCAUGAGCAACUAUCAGUUGCUGAAAUCACCAAUGCCUGUUUUGAACCGGCUAAUCAACUUGUUAAAUGUGACCCGCGCCAUGGCAAAUACAUGGCGUGCUGUUUGCUGUACAGAGGAGAUGUUGUACCUAAAGAUGUCAAUGCAGCUAUCGCCACUAUUAAGACAAAACGUUCUAUUCAGUUCGUUGAUUGGUGUCCCACUGGUUUCAAGGUUGGAAUUAACUAUCAACCACCCACUGUUGUUACCGGAGGUGAUCUUGCCAAAGUCCAACGCGCUGUUUGUAUGUUAAGUAACACCACAGCUAUUGCUGAAGCUUGGGCACGUCUUGACCACAAAUUCGAUUUAAUGUAUGCUAAAAGAGCUUUCGUACAUUGGUAUGUAGGGGAAGGUAUGGAAGAGGGAGAAUUCUCCGAAGCACGUGAGGAUUUGGCAGCAUUAGAAAAAGAUUACGAAGAAGUCGGUGUUGAUUCUAUUGAAGGUGAAGGUGAAGAAGAAGGAGAAGAAUAUUAAAAUGGCUGUUCAACGUUUAAAAUGGCGACAAAGGAGAGAGGACUUAUUUUAGUAAUAAGAAAAGUCGUCCACUGAUAUUUUGUGGAGAUUUCCGACAGUAUGAAACAAUGUUUCGAGCCAAUUAUUCUCAAACGUCAUUUUUCCCAACCAGGCUCGGAAGAGUGAGACGAAAAAAGAUACCAAUCUAAAUGACAACAAAAUAAAUUCAAACAUGGAUUUUAUUCCUUGAACAAUAACAGCGAGAAAGAAAGAAAGAAA